AUGAUUCAACCCUCGCAUAAGCAACGCAUCGAUGCUUCUCAACUCACCGCUAGAAGAGCGCAAUGGGUCUCCGGCCAGUUUCCUGUCGAAUUGUUCGAACUCAUCAACCAAUACCUUUCACGCGACGACAUCAAAUCGAUGCGCCUGGUCAGCAAGGAGUUCGAGCGCGGUGUCUCGGGCUCUCUGUUUGACACCGUCGUUGUCCCCUUCAACACAGAACUAUACGAGAUGAUCGAACAGAAGGUCUAUCGCGGCCACGGUCUCAAGGUCUUUGAAGGCUUUGGCCAUCACAUUCGUCGCUUCGGCAUGAGCUUUGAGAUCAAGGAAGACGCCCUUCAAAACCCACCCAAGAAGAACAGACUUGACAGCCAUGAGAGCUACUUUGGCUCGUACGAAUGGCCAUCAAAGGAGUAUACGCGUUAUGAACUGCUCGCCGGUCUUGAGCGCACAGCAGACGAAACUUCACAGAUGAAGUCGGCCUUUUCACACUUGUCAGUGGUCCAGCAGCUUGCACUUUCCAUGGAUAGCGGCCUUGGAUGGAUGAAUGGUCCCGACAAGUCACUGCGCAGCAUGAUCCUGCAGCGACCCUCUCCACUCUUUGGUUGUUCGCACGGCAUAGUGGACGCACAACAACAAGAGCGUAUCAGAUUAUGGGAGGCUAUCGAGUCUGCACACGACAGAUUGGGCGCUCUAGAGGAUUUGAAGGAGGGCACUCAGAGACGGGAAUUCUCAAGAAGACUCGAUAAGUUUAAUCCUGCCAGCUUGGGUGUUCAUCAAAAGGAAUGGCUCUUGGAGGCUGAAUGGGCACAAAGAGCAUUCCUCACGACAUAUAUGCUUGGCGUUGUGGACAACAGCUCAGUGUUUGGCAAGGUGUCGGUGCUCAACUUCCGUGUCUCCAGCCAUCUGGUACCAUUGCUGUCUCGUCAGGAUUUCUGGACCGCUCUCCCAAAGUUGCAAGAGGUCACACUUGCCGUCAUCCCUGACUGGCGCACUGUUGAGAGAGACGAGGCUGGCAUCGUUGAGACGAAGGACGUUGAUCCAUCGGCCUCUGUCGACAAGAUAUUCAGUUUGCUUCAAGACUUCAUCGGAGUCAGACUGAACGUCACCAAACUCAACUUUUCUUGGGCCGCAGGUGGAGAGCACGCUGAGGGUAUCUUUGCUCGUAAUCACCACAUCUUGCCUGCUCCGGUCACCACCAUUGCUCGCUCGACGACUACUACAUUGAAGGACGAUGAACUAAUCAGCCUGCCACACAUCAAGGAUCUUACUUUCUCCAAUUGCUGGUUUACACCAGUCUCUAUCGUGGCAAUGGUCAAGAAGCUGCGCAAGAAGACCCUCAAGAAGAUCAAAUUUGAUUCUGUCUCGCUUACUGCUAUGCCUCGCGCCGCUAAUGUCGGGCAGCCUGCAGUCCAAGCCGCUCCUGCACCUCCGCCUAGCAACAGACCUUGGUAUGAAGGACACCGCGCGGGCUCUUGGGUCAAGGUGAUCGAUAAGAUAAGUCCGGGACCCAGACUCGAAAUGUACUCACCUCGUGAUGAGUUUCAACCUGCACCUGAGCCACGCAAGAAGGGCCUCGUAUCGGCUGAGUUCAAGUCAUGUGGCUAUGUACAGCUUCGUUCUCCGACGUUCGGCGAUCAGAGCAACCUUGAAGCACCUGCUUCGUACCGGAUGAGCCGCCACUUUAUGCGUCGCCAGAGCCUUCUAUCGCCAGCCAUGCUCACUACUCAAGACAAGCUCCUUGGCACAAUUGUGCAAUACAUGUCUGAGCAUGACACAGAUGCGCUUCACCACGCAUGGGGCAUGACAAUGGGCUGGAGUGACGUAAAGCUCGCCGAAGAGGCUGAGUAUGAUGGCUAUCUCGCCGGAGGCACUGGCCGAUUCUCAGGAAGUGUGACCAAGAACUCAGUCAUCCAGGAGGCAUAUUCUGCUCAGCACUGA
Aureobasidium melanogenum CBS 110374 is the source of this 1938-nucleotide messenger RNA. RefSeq lists its product as uncharacterized. Bases 1 to 1938 code for a protein of 645 amino acids. Lineage: Eukaryota; Fungi; Ascomycota; Dothideomycetes; Dothideales; Saccotheciaceae. The transcript is spliced from 4 exons. The record is from RefSeq and is a predicted model, not a curated record.